Messenger RNA from Penicillium canescens, 771 nucleotides. RefSeq names its product SGNH/GDSL hydrolase family protein. The record is from RefSeq and is a predicted model, not a curated record. NCBI's taxonomy places the organism in Eukaryota, Fungi, Ascomycota, Eurotiomycetes, Eurotiales, Aspergillaceae. The transcript has 5 exons. Bases 1 to 771 code for a protein of 256 amino acids.
AUGGGUUCAGAAACUCAGGACAAUAUGUUCAAGCCAUAUGACCAGUUCAUCCUCUUCGGAGACUCCAUCACGCAGAUGGCCUGCAACCAAGAACUAGGCUUCGCUUUUCACGCCGCACUCCAAGAAUCCUACAGUCGGAGACUAGACGUGGUCAACCGCGGUCUCGCCGGAUAUACCACCGCACAUGCCGUCAAAGUCUUUGAGAAAUUCUUCCCCAGCCUAGAAACAGCCACCGUGCGCUUCAUGACCGUUUUCUUCGGCGCCAACGAUGCAUGUGUCCCAGGCCACAGCCAGCAUGUGCCUGUGGAGACAUACAAGGAGAAUCUGAAAACUAUUAUCCAGCACCCAGCAACCCGCACACAGAACCCGCGCAUCAUCUUGAUCAGCCCGCCGCCCAUCAAUGAGUAUCAGCUGGAGAGCUUUGAUGCUGCAAAAGAGACUCCGCACCCGAGCAGGACGGCUAGUGGGACCAGGCAGUAUGCUGACGCUGCGCGGGAAGUUGGUGCUUUACUCAAUGUCCCUGUGGCGGAUCUUUGGACUGCAUUUAUGAAAUCUGCCGGGUGGGAAGAGGGACAGCCUUUGGCUGGGUCUCGCGAUGCUCCAAAUUCUGAAACACUUUCGGGUCUUCUUACUGAUGGAUUGCAUUUGACUCCUGCUGGUUAUCGUAUUGUUUAUGAUGAAGUCAUGAAGGUGAUUGAGGCUAAUUGGCCAGAUCAGUUGCCGGAUAACCUUCCGAUGGUGUUCCCGUCGUGGGUUGAUGCACCGAAAUAA